Messenger RNA from Anastrepha obliqua, 5486 nucleotides. RefSeq lists its product as uncharacterized. Gene Ontology annotation, biological process: response to oxidative stress. Lineage: Eukaryota; Metazoa; Arthropoda; Insecta; Diptera; Tephritidae. The transcript is spliced from 5 exons. Gene Ontology annotation, molecular function: heme binding; peroxidase activity. The record is from RefSeq and is a predicted model, not a curated record. The coding region runs from base 27 to 5387 and encodes 1786 amino acids.
GUCCGCCGCGUGCUCCGCCCACUUGCAUGCCCGCAUCGGUGCGCUAUCGCACCCACGAUGGCACCUGCAACAGUCGACGCCGCCCACGUUGGGGAGCCGCGCAAAUGCCGUUCAAUCGUUUUAUGCCACCGGAAUAUGGCGAUGGCGUCGACUCGAUACGCCUGUCGAUAGAGGGUGGAACACUAGCCUCAUCACGUUUCGUCAGUCUAUUGGUGCAUGGUGCGCGCGAUGGCGAAGCUGCAGUGACGCUAAUGACCGCACAAUGGGGACAGUUGCUCGACCACGAUAUGACUUCAACAGCGCAACCGAGAUCGAUCAAUGGCUCUGUGCCCAGCUGUUGUGGCAGCACCGACUUUCAUCCGUCGUGCUUUCCCAUUAAAGUGCCGCUGGAUGAUCCAUGGCUGGCGCCGCUCAAGGUGCGCUGCUUAGAAUUCUUACGUUCCGCGCCUGCUCAGCGCAGGGAUUGCAUACUUUCGUGGCGCGAGCAAACCAAUCAGGCCACCUCAUACAUUGAUGCUUCGCCCAUUUAUUCUAAUAGCGCUAAGUCAUCGGAUAAUGCGCGCGUCUUCCGCAAUGGAUUAUUGGUGUUCGGACGCGGUAAUCCUGCGGAGGAUGUUUGCCAACAUGGCGCUAUAGCCACACAAUGCAUACGCGCAGGCGAUGGACGUAGCGGUGAGCAGCCCGGUUUGUUGGCACUGCAUCAUGUCUGGGUGGGAGAGCAUAAUCGCAUAGCUAUGGAGUUGAGUGAAUUGAACUUACACUGGAGUGACGAGAAAAUCUAUCAGGAGACACGUCGCAUAAUAGGCGCUUUAUUCCAGCACAUCACCUACAGGGAAUUCUUGCCGAUUGUGCUGGGCCGCGAAGUGUGUAGACUAUUUGAUUUGGAGUUGGUGAGCACUGGUUAUUACCAAGGUUACGAUCCAAAAACAAACCCCACGGUAGCGAACUCAUUUGCAGCGGCCGCAUUUCGCUUUGGUCAUUCAUUGGUGCAAAAUUCCUAUAAACGCUGUGAUCGGUUUCAUAAUUUCAUGCAAAAUAAUGUCAGCUUACACGAGGAAUUUCAGCGUGGCGACAUCGGUUCGCCAGGCUCGCUUCAUCGCCUCAUACGUGGCCUAGUGAAUCAGCGUGCACUCAAACGCGACGAGUUCAUAACACCUGAGCUGACCAAUCAUCUGUUCCAGACACCAGGCUUUCCGUUCGGUUUAGAUUUAGCAGCCAUUAAUAUUCAGCGCGGUCGCGACCAUGGAGUGCCACCCUACACCUCCUGGCGUGUGCCUUGUGGCCUUACACCCAUAAAUAGCUGGGAAGACUUCGCCAAUGUGGUUGGUCCACAGUCGGCACAGCGCAUUAGCCACGCCUAUCGUAGCGUGCAUGACAUCGACCUCUUUGUCGGCGGCAUUGCCGAACGACCAGUUGUAGGUGGACUCGUCGGUCCCACAUUCGCCUGCAUAAUCGCGCAACAGUUCAGUAAUUCGCGCAAGGGCGAUCGCUUCUGGUAUGAGAAUGGCGGUUUCGAGAACUCGUUAACGCCCGCGCAAUUGCACUCAAUAAAGCGCGUCUCAUUGGCGCAGGUCUUAUGUCGUGCAGUUGGUGGUGGCACAAUGCAACCGCAUGUAUUCUUACCCACCGACAUCAAGGGCAACGAGCGUCAAGCAUGCGGUACAGGAGCGCUGGCUCCACUCGACUUGAGUCCGUGGAUCGAACAAAAUCCUUUUGCGACUGUGCCAACAACGCCAACCGAUGAACCGGAACGUGUGUUUGAGAUCAUAACGACUGACAAAAUUACCGAGACUGUGCCGACUGAUUCUGUGACGGUGAUAAAAGAGAAUAAGGCAGGUUUUCCAAAUCGUGUACGACCAACGGAUCACAAGAAUUCGGCUACAGGGAACAAUGGCUUCGUGUCAGGCAUACAAGUGCCAGGCGAAAUUAUUCGCAUAAAUGACAAAUUAGACAUUCGACAGAAAGUUACACCGGUGAAACGACCAACUGUGACGGCCAAACCCAUCAAGGGUAUCAAUAACAAGCUUGAUCGAAACCCACCAAAGCUUACGCUUAAUAUACGAGGUGUGACUGUACAACGACCACAAGGUACACGACGCACGACAGCUGUGGUGAACAAUAUACCAAUAGAGCUACGAAGCGCAACACCAGAUGAGACUGAACCUAAUACCGCUACAAAAACAACUACUAUUAAGAUCAAAGAUAACUCACAGACAAACAUUGAGGGUACAACCGAAAGCCUAACUGUGGACAAAGUAGAAGCACGCACAGACGAUACUAACAAAAAAGCUGGACUUUUACUUAACGCAUUACCGCCGACUGAGGAGCAAAAAGACUUGCUAAAACUCCCACAAUUUAACGGAAAGGUGAGAGAAAAUAAAGCUGAUAACAAUACUACUAAUAUACCAACGACAUUGACUGCUUUUGGCAAAAGCGAAGCUACGAACGAACUAAUAGAAGCUAAACAGGAAAAUAGUUCUACCACAGAGGACAAUACAGAUAUCGUCACGGAACGACAAUCCAAAAUUGAAAUUGACAAAAGCGACAGAGUCUUCUUAGUUACUAUUGAGGAGACAAGUGGACUCGUGAAAACUGAAAAAGACGCAGCACACUUGGACGGUGACAGUAGCGUUGACGUAGAAAAUAUUUCCAACUUCAAGGACGCAAAGAAAGACCUUACAACCAACGCACACGCAACACACAGAGACGAAGAGCUACAAACUAACGGGAACGACGAAAAUACAGCAAAAAGUACUUUGUCUUCUGAAAAAGAGGACAACGAACUGCCAAUAAACGCUGACGCAACACACCUAGACGACGAACGGGGAACUAAUGAAGGCAACAGAAGUACUUCAGAGACUACUUUACUUUCCAAAGUCAUAAGCAACGAAUUAUCAAGCAACGCCGAACUUACAAAAACUAUUGACCAUACGAAUCAGUUGGAAACUUCCCUACCACGAGUACAGAUUAACAGAGACAAUGAAGAAAGUAUGCGAAAAAACGAAGAAUUCGUAGAUAUCGAGACACUUCUGCCAAGCACAAAACUGAACAAGACCACGCACUUUGAGGCAAUCGACGUCGGUACCAAAAAUACUACAGACAGUAUGGAAUUUGACACCCACGAGCCUACAACAGGCACAGUAGAAAUGCGACCGAACGAAGAACAAAAACGUUUACAACGACGUAGACUAGACGACAAUCGCAAGUUAAUUGUUGUCAAAGUACCGAACUGGAAUAAUGAGACCAAGAGUAGAUUUCAUACAAGGGCAAAUAAAACUGCGAACUUUAAGAAAUCCACUACAGAAAUACCACUUUUCAGUUUAACUAACACUCGCCCGACUUCUCGACAAGUUGAACUCAGACAAUACCAAACACAACCGACAUUUUAUACGCGACCGCAAAAAGUGGUAGUCAAUGGACCCAACACAGACCAAUACGAAAUCGAAAUAAACAUACGACAAACGAACAAACAAUCAACCUCAGCACUGCCUAUCGGCGCCUCUACCAAUUCUUACACGAACUAUGCUACUUCUUACAAACCAUUCGGCUAUAACAAAUACUCACCCAGUUAUGUGGGCACCUAUUACUCUAGCACUGUGCCGUCAUACGCGUUUUACCCAAACACACCAGCCGCCUCGUCAAAUGUGGUACAGACGCGUCGUACCAAACCGCCGACUGUAAUUUACAUUAACGAACAUGAAGACCGUUAUACUAGUACCACACGCUCACCCGGACUGUUACAAAAUAUCAUAUCAUUCGCCUCUAGCGGUUUUGGAAACAUCAACAAGCAACCGAGUCCACAUAGCACGACAAGUCAAAAGGAGCGUCCGCUUUAUGGAGCGAGCGUAUCGAGCGUGCAUGAGAACAAUCAUCAGAUUUAUGCACCACCGAAUACAGAUACGUCUGCCAUUUCGCAUUACGUACCACGCCCGGCCUCACAGCAGACCGGUCUACCAGCGUUUCCAGCAGUGCCUGCUGCAGCUAGUCUGAGUCAGGUAGGCGGUGUGGUGAGUAGCGGUGUUGUACAGGCAACCAGUAGUGCGAUUAGUGCUGGCAGUUUCGGCACUAUCACCGGAGUAGCACAAGCAAAUGGCGCCGAUAGCACAUUUAGUUUCAACAUACGACCUAAGCCCAGUGACGUUGGACAGCCGCAACAUCCAUUACCACCAAAUCAAAUUAAUGCUGGCAGUUAUGGUUUACUGCCCUCACGAAAUCCCACCUAUAAUCAACUACCAAAUCCUAGUUUUGGUAACUUGCCGCAUUCGGCAGCUUCCACUGGUGGUCACACAUACUUUACCAAUUCGCAGAAGGACAAUGCGAAUAGUCCAUUUUCAAGUGAAAAUAAGAGACCUCAACUGACAAAUUAUGGCUACUACAGUCAAAUACAGGCCGCACCAUUGCAGAAGAAGACAGAUCAAGAACAUAUUCUGACUAUAAGCGACUAUGACGAGCUUCCCAUAUCACGCACACUCGAACGACUGAUGACCAAGAAUGUGACACACGAAGCGAACAUUGCGUACGAUACGCAGACUGACGAGGACGAUGACGCUGACGACGAUGACGACGCUGAUUACGAUUACACGGACGAUAUUUUGGGUGUGAGUGAAAAAUUUGACCGCGACGGUUAUAUGAGACCUGAACAUAUGAUCAAUGCACUGAUUAAGUCGAAGGAGAACGAACUGAAAAACUUGACUGCCAACAAGAACUGCACUACAAAACCUUUGGACGACAAUUACGUACUACCAGUACUUAGUACCACCACAGACACGCUGAAAAAUAACAAUUCACUUGAACCACCCAAACAAAAUAACGACAUAAUAACAACAACCAUAGAAUUGGUGAAUGCGACGACAGAACUUGUGACGAACUUUCCCGAUAUUGAGGGUAAACAUCUCAAUAAUGACAUAUUAGCCGAAAGCCAUGAAGACGAUACGAACGAGACUUUGAUUGCUUCCAAAGCGAUUGCCAUCAAAACGUUGAGGGACGAAAAACAGGACACGAAGAAGUCUGGAAUGGAACAUGCAAAGGUUAAGGCCAUCCUUUCCGAACCAAUUGCUUUUGCGCCUAUCAAAAUUUUAACCAAAUUAGAACGACCAGACAAUUGGGUAAUUUACGAUUCACCCAAAAAUUAUCCGCUGCUGCCUGAAUUGCCGGUAAUGAAUGUGGAUUCUUCAGCACCUGCAGAUGAAAUACCAAUGCCUAUAAAGGGUUUGGCUAGCAUUUGGUUGAAAAAAAUUAAAAACCGAAAAGAUAUAAACAGAGCGCAAUUUCUCGCAACUGAACCACCGAAGUCCGUCGGCGCUAUGUUUGAAGAAGAGGCCAAUGUGAGGUCGAAGCCGCAGGCUUUUACGACGCAGGUAUCACCAACGAACGCGCUCGCCACCUAAGCUGAAAUGAAUGUUCUGGACGUGUAUAGGGGGCCGAAGGUCGAGACCUUUUGUAUGGUUAGUGUGUGUUGAAUCGACGCUGAUGUCGGUGAAUUAUGU